AUGGCGAGCGGGACCUUCGAAGACAUUGUGCGGAAGCUCAGUGUCCCUGACAUCGAGCUUCGGGUCAAGGUCGAAGCAGCAACGGCCCUGCGCGACCAGCUCGAACACUAUACCACUGGCCAGGUCUACCCGAAUUUCCUGAAGCGAUUGAUGCCCGCCUUCAUCAUCAUUCUCCGAUCACCAUGCAUCUUCCAAGCGAACACGCCCGAGCAGGCGAACGCCCAGAGACUGCGCAACUGCGUGCUAGAAAUCCUCCACCGUCUUCCGACCCAGCCGUCACCACCCGAGCCCUUCGCGCCGUAUGCCGAAGAAGUCGUCGAUCUCUUAAUGACCCUGGUCCGAACCGAUAACGAGGACAAUGCCAUAAUAUGCAUCAAGACCAUCUCGGAUAUCAUGCGCCAUCAACAUGCGGUGCUCGGUUCAAAAGUACAGACCUUCCUGAGCUUGAUCCAGGAUCUGUUUGAGCAAUUGGAUAGAGUGGUGAGGGAACAGAUCGACAACACGUCGUCUACCGGUCCACCAGGUGCACCGUCUACCCCCGGUAGUACGCAGGCUGCCUUUCCGCCGCAUCAACAGUCGCCGAGACCAGGAUCUCCAGUCGCUACUGGUGGUCCUCCCGAUUUCAAUGCCGAUGCUAAUCAGCAGUCCAACAGGCCGCUACUCAAAGGCAUGCAAUCUUUUAAAGUCCUGUCCGAAUGUCCCAUUAUUGUUGUGUCGAUAUUCCAGGUCUACAGGAACACGGUUGCGCAAAACGUCAAGGCCUUUGUACCCUUGAUCAAGUCUGCCCUGAGCUGCCAAGCGAAAGCUCAGGAUCAAGCACACAAAGAUGCCGCGGCGCGAGGGACCAUCCACACAGGUGUCAGCCCAAACAUUAAGAAUCGGGCCGCCUUUGGAGACUUCAUCACCGCCCAGGUGAAGACCAUGAGUUUUCUGGCCUACCUGCUGAGACAGUACUCGCAACAACUCACAGACUUUCUGCCCUCUCUACCAGACAUCGUCGUUCGCCUGCUCAAGGACUGUCCGAGGGAAAAGUCUAGCGCGCGGAAAGAAUUGCUGGUGGCCAUCCGGCACAUUAUUAACUUCAAUUUCCGGAAAAUCUUCCUGCCCAAGAUCGACGAAUUGUUGGAAGAGCGAACGCUGAUUGGAGAUGGCCUUACUGUCCAUGAGACCAUGAGACCUCUAGCGUACAGUAUGCUGGCUGACCUUAUCCAUCACGUUCGAGAGAGCCUCACGCCAGAACAAAUCCGCAAGACGGUGGAAGUGUACACUCGCAAUCUGCAGGAUAAUUUCCCGGGCACCAGCUUCCAGACCAUGAGCGCGAAGCUUCUCCUCAACAUGGCUGAGUGCAUAGCACGCUUGCCAAACAAGGUGGACGCGAGGCAUUAUCUCAUCAUGAUUCUGAACGCCAUCGGCGACAAGUUCGCUGCCAUGAACAGGCAAUAUCAUAAUGCGGUCAAGUUGUCCAAGCUAUACGCCCUGCAAACGGCUGGCCUCUUCCCCGAGACAUAUUUGGCCGACAAGAAGCACCCGCCAGAGUGGGACGAAAUCGACAUUUUCACUGCGAUGCCCAUCAAGACAACAAACCCUCGCGACAGGGCUGCGGAUCCGGUGGUCGACAACAAAUUUCUGUUCAAGAACCUGAUGAACGGGCUCAAGAAUACCGUCUACCAGCUGAAGAGUUGCAAUCCACAGGGCAGUGUUGACUUGACAGGUGCCCCUCAUCCAUGGGCAGAAGUUGCCCAUGGAUUUACUGCCGAGGAGGUCAAGGUCAUUAUCAAGCUGUUCCGCGAAGGCGCCUACGUUUUCAGAUACUACGAAAUCGAGAAGCCGGUCACCGAGUCGCUGUACAGCUCCCCAGUAGAGUUCAUGGCGAAUUUCUACAUGGUUUCUAGUGGGAAGGAGGAAAAGGACCUCUUGGAGACUUUUGCGACGGUUUUCCACUGCAUUGAUGCCGCUACUUUCCACGAGGUUUUCCAACAAGAAAUUCCACGACUUUAUGAAAUGAUGCACGAGCACACGGCGCUCCUGCACAUUCCCCAGUUCUUCCUGGCCAGCGAGGCCACUUCCCCAAGCUUCUGCGGCAUGCUUCUGCGCUUUCUUAUGGAGCGGAUCGAAGAUGUUGGCUCGGCCGACAUCAAGAAGUCGGCCAUUCUCCUGCGGCUCUUCAAACUGGCCUUCAUGGCGGUUACCCUGUUCGCCUCGUCCAACGAGCAGGUUCUGCUACCUCAUGUGGUGGAUAUCGUGACCAAGUCCAUUGAGCUGUCGACCAAGGCGGAGGAACCGAUGAAUUAUUUCUUCCUGCUUCGCUCCUUGUUCAGAAGUAUUGGAGGUGGCAAAUUCGAGCAUCUCUACAAGCAGAUAUUGCCGCUGUUGGAAAUGCUGCUGGAUGUGCUGAACAACCUCCUGCUGGCUGCCCGCAAGCCAUCCGAGCGCGAUCUCUACGUCGAGCUUUGUCUUACGGUGCCCGCAAGGCUGAGCAACCUCCUACCUCACUUGAGUUACCUGAUGCGCCCUCUGGUAGUAGCGCUUCGGGCAGGUACAGACUUGGUGGGACAAGGUCUUCGGACACUGGAGCUCUGCGUUGACAACCUCACGGCUGACUACCUUGAUCCCAUCAUGGCACCCGUUAUCGAUGAUCUCAUGACCGCCUUGUUUGAUCACCUCAAGCCGCACCCUUACAGUCACUUCCACGCCCACACCACGCUGAGAAUUCUCGGAAAGCUUGGAGGUCGCAACAGGAAGUUCAUGACCGACGCGCUGCCUGUGACGUUUGAGCAAUACGUUGAUGAUCGUGCCAGCUUUGACGUGAGAUUGAUUGGGUCGAAGAGAGACAGAGCUUUCCCAGCCCAUCUCGGAAUUGACCUGGCUGUUCAGAAAUUGAUGGAAACGCCAAAGCCUGGGAAAGGCCUGUCAAGUGUUGCGGCCAAACAAUAUGAUGCCUACUACAAGAAGCAGGCCUUGAGUCUCAUCACGGCCCAGGUGAAGCUCCGCAUCGGGUUUGACAACCUUCCGGAUGAUCUUCCCCGUCUGGUACGGCUCCAGGCGCAAGACUUGGUGAAACGCAACAGGGCUGUCGAUAUUUCUGCCUUUGAAACCACCGAUCGGGAGCGAUCAAUUGUCAAGAAGAACGAGGAAGAGGCGCUGCUGAAGCGGCUCAUCAAGGCGCUUGUGUUUGCCGAGUCUAUCCCAGCCUUCAAGUCGGAGGUAGAUGGCUUUCUCAUGAAUCUUGCUCGGCAUUUCACCAUUGUCGAGGUUGGACGAGCACUGGUUGACAUGAAGAGAUUGGUCAGCCCGUUUGACCACAAAGCGGGCGAGGGACCUCUGUUCCUUGACUCUCGGGUGUUUUCCGACGCAAUUCUGGACUCGCUUGCAUCAGAGAACCCCGAGAUCAGAGAAGCAGCCGAGCGUAUGAUUAAGGAGGUGUACAAUUCGGCCCUCACCAUCUUCAACGACGCCAAAAAUGUUUCGCGUCUUGCCUUCUUCAACACCCUGGCGUCUGCCUUUUGCCAUGGAUGCUAUGAGGAGGAGUGGUUCACCAAGACCGGAGGCACGCUGGGGAUCAAGUACCUGCUCAAUGACAUUGAUCUCGGAGAUCAAUGGGUUGUGUCGAAGCAGAUGGACUUCGUACGUGCUUUAAUGUACGUCAUCAAGGAUAUGCCUCAGGAUCUGUCAGAGAAGACCAGAAGAUCGGCGCAGGUCACUCUUGAGAUGCUCCUGACUAGACUCACCAAAGGGAUCAAAAAGUCAGACUGCUUCCAUCAACAGCCACCGACUCCUGCUGCAGGACAACAACCACAACCACCGACACCCCAGUCGCAGGUCAACCCAAAGUUUGCUCGCAUUCCCAAUAUCAUUGUGAUGCUGAAUGGGGAGCUGUCCCACAUGAACCGCCAUGUGCGUGAGACGGCACGCCGUUCCCUCGAGUUGAUCGCCAAAGCUGCUGGCGCCGAGGUGUGGGAGUUGCUUGAGCCAAACAAGGCACAGUUGCUGCGGCCGAUUUUCAACAAGCCUCUGCGUGCGCUUCCAUUCGCCAUUCAGAUCGGCUUUGUGGAUGCCGUCUCCUACUACAUGUCUCUCAAGAAGGAUUUCGUCCCUUUUGACAGCGAUCUCAACAGACUGCUUAUGGAGUCUCUGGCUCUGGCAGAUGCCAGUGAUGAUUCGCUCGCUCAGAAGGCCCUCGAGUUCAGGACACAGCACUUCAUUGUGAAUCUCCGUGUCUCUUGCAUCAAGAUUCUCAGCAGCGCCAUGAGCUUCGAUGAGUUUGGGCAAGGGCAGAAUAACCCGACGAGGGGCAAGGUUGUCGGCGUGUUUUUCAAAUGCCUUUACUCCGACUCUCAGCCUACGAUCGAGGCAGCCAACAAUGCUUUGAGGUCUGUCCUCCAGCAUACGACUAAGCUUCCCAAAGAUCUGCUCCAGUCGGGGCUUCGGCCUGUUCUCGCUAGUCUUCAGGACGCCAAGCGAUUGACUGUCCAUAGUUUGGAGAAUCUUGCCCGGUUGCUUAGACUCUUGACGACUUAUUUCAAGGUCGAGAUCGGUUCCCGUCUGCUGGAUCACAUCAAGCAGAUCGCCGAUCCGGCCUUCCUGCAGGAGGCAUCCUUUACCUUUUUCGAGCAACAACAGUCGAUGAAGGUCAUUGCUGCCGUGUUCAACAUCUUCCACUUGCUGCCGGAUGCUGCCAGGCACUUCAAGGAGCGGGUUGUUGACAACGUCCUUGACCUGGAGGAGAAGCUGAGACGGACUCAUCUCAGCCCUUUCCGUGUGCCGCUUUACCGCUACCUCAACAAGUAUGCUACGGAUGUUUGGGCCAUGUUUAUUGGCAAGUUGGACGAGCUGAAAUAUGGCCGGUUCAUGUCCCAGGCUCUCCGACACCCAGACAGCCAGGAGCUCCGGGCGUGGGGUGCUGCGAAUGUGGACACCAUCAUGAAAAGGUGCAUCACGGCUGGCCAGCAGAACAAGGACAACAAGUUCGUUGCCAUUGUCAACACUAUCAACCUGCUGGAUGCUCUCUGCCAGUUCCCCAGCUCCAACCUCAUGUACUGGUUGGACGGCAAGGAGCGCAUUGACUGGCUCAAGCAGGUCGGCAAGGAGCUUGAACGCAGUUUGAAGAACAACUCCUUGCCACCACAUCUGCGCCUGCCAGCUGAUCAAGCAUCUGAACAGCUCAUGAGCAUCCUUACCAAGGCUCUGGAGCGCAAGCCUGAGGACCUGGAGCCAUUGCUCAGCUUGAUCGAGUCUGUCACUGCCGAUGACUUCCGCGAGACGCAGGUUCUGCUCUCGCACAUUUACAAGCACAUCAUCUCCAGCAACAGUAUCGAUUUCUGGAGAGCGGUGGUGCUGCGGUGUCUUGACAUCUAUGCGGGGAGAACGGCCUCUCAGCGGACGAAAUGGUAUAUCAUCCACAACAUUGUCAACCCGAUUCUCGCGAUGGACGUCAUGCGCCACUGGCCUAACAAGACCACUGGCCCAAAGUUCCUGGACAAGUCCGUAAUUGACUCGAUCAACACCAAGAUCUGGAGGGCGAAUCCAACGGGCCCCCAUGACGACCUUUCUCAGCCCCGCAUCGAUCACACGAGAAUGGAGGUACUGCAGCUUUCGGCGAUGCUCGUCAAGUAUCACAGUGGGAUGCUUGAAUCUUUUAGGAAAGACUUCAUCAAGUUUGGCUGGACCUACAUCCGUCUGGAUGAUGUUAUCAACAAGCAUGCGGCGUAUGUGGUAAUAGGUUACUUCAUCGCCCAUUACGAAACACCCAUCAAGAUCGUGACCCAAAUUUACUCGUCUUUGCUAAAGACAAACCAGAACGAGGGGCGGUCCCUCGUCACGCAGGCAUUGGAGUUGAUGGCACCUGUUAUGCCCAAGCAUUGCGCGGUCAGUCCAGGUGAUCGAAACCCGCCUUGGGCUAUGGCACCCCGCCGGAUUUUGGCCGAGGAGAGCCAGAACGCACAGCAGAUCGCUUGCAUUUUCCAGUUUUUGGUCCGGCAUCCGACCCUGUUCUACGAUUCCCGUGAUAAGUUCGCCAUGGUCAUUAUUCAGUGUCUCCGCAAGGUCGCGUCUCCUCCGAACCCAUCCAACGAAAGCAAGAAGCUUGCGUUGAACAUGAUGUGGCUCAUCUGGGAGUGGGAAAAGCAAAGGGUGGAAGGGAAGCCCACCGAGCCACCUCGUGCCUUGUCCGAGUCACCAAAUACGAAGAAGCGGAGGCUUGAGGACGCCACAGGCUCUUCUCCUUCGGCCACUAGACAGCCGGAGCGUGGUGAAUACCAGAUUCCUGCGUUGGCCCGUCAGAAGAUGAUCAAGUAUCUGGUGGAGUUCAUUGCUCAGCUCAAUGAGCGUUACCCGCUUCCCUCUGCAAGGCCGCAUGCCGCCGCGACACCAUCUCUUCCCGCACCGGCUCCGCCUUCGACUGAUCUGUGCUGCAAGGCCCUGACCCUGCUUUACAACCUUUUGCAGCCUCAAUACUGGGGAGAUCUCGAAGUAGACUUGUUCCCCAACGUCACUGAUCUCGUUCUUGUCAGCGACAAGGCUGUGGCUGUUCUCACGGCGGAGCCAUCCGGGGACAAGGAAAGUCCCAAGUUUGACGACAAGUUCACCACCAACAUCAUCAAUACUCUGCAGGUUGUUCGGACCAUCCUCAAUUUCAAGUCUGAUGACUGGAUCCAGAAGAACAUGACCCAGAUCCAGCGGAUUCUGGAGAAGUGUCUCAAGUGCGAAAACCCCGAGAUCCAGGACUGCUUGCAUUAUGACGACGGGGGGUAUCACGGUGACCUGGACAUCAAGCCGAUCGUCAAGCGCAUUCUUGAUGCCGUUCCCGAAGACGUCCCCAUGGAGGAUGCCGAUGCUGAUGGCGAGAUCGAGGCGCAGACUUCCGAGAUUAUCACUUUCUUGUCCAACAUCGCUACUGAAAGCAUGAAUGCUGGCAACUACGUUUCUGGUAUCAAUAUCCUAUGGUCUCUUGGGCGCCGCAGGCCUGAGUCGAUCGACCAGCACAUACCUGCCAUCAUGAAGUCGUUGCAGGCAAAGCUGGCCAGGGACCAUGUCUCUCAUUAUGCUUUUGUGGCCCAAACAACCACCGGAACGCGCCCAGCGGACGGCCAAAGCAGCGCAACUGAGAUGAAGCCGUACGAUCUUCAAGUCCAGACGUGCCUCAUUCUCAAGGCUAUCGAGGUUACUGCCUUGCGGAUGGACAUCCUUGGAGACAACCGUCGCCCUUUUCUCAGUGUGUUGGCGACCCUUGUGGAGAAGUCGUUGCAUGUCGAGCUGUGUGAGAAGAUCCUGGAGAUGGUUGAGGGCUGGGUGUUCCGCUCCGAGGGUACAUGGCCGUCCUUGAAGGAGAAAACGGCCGUGUUGCACAAGAUGGUCACUUUUGAGCAUCGCCAAGAUCCGAAACUGCUGAUGAAGUUUUUGGACCUCGUCAUUCGCAUCUAUGAGGAUCCCAAGAUCACGCGGACGGAGCUCACGGUGCGUCUGGAACAUGCGUUCCUUAUUGGCACAAGAGCUCAGGAUGUCGAGAUGCGCAACAAGUUCAUGUCCAUCUUUGACAAGAGCUUGUCCAAGACAGCGAGCACUCGACUGGCGUAUGUCAUCCUGAACCAGAACUGGGAGACGCUGGGCGAGUCGUACUGGUUGGCCCAGGCAUCACAGCUUCUACUUGGUGGUGUCGACAUGAACCCCACGAUUCAGCUUCAGAGCGACGACUUCCGAACGCUGCCACUUUCGGCUCUUGCUGGUGUUUAUGCCAAGGAUUCUCGCGAGCCAGAGCUGAUUCCUGAUGACAAGUAUGAGGCUUUCAUGGCGAGCCAUCGCCGGUUCAUUUCGGAGAUUGGUGACGUGAGGGUCCGUGAUGUUCUUGAGCCCAUCACUCAGUUGCAGCACAUCGAUCCCAAGCUUUCCGACCAGCUUUGGGUGGCUUUGUUUCCCAUGUUCUGGUCUGCCACAGCCAAGGAGGACCGGGCUGAUCUCGAGCGCGGAAUGGUGACUCUCCUGACCAAGGAUUACCACUCCCGCCAGAUUGACAAGAGACCAAAUGUGGUCCAGUCUCUUAUGAAUGCCGCGGUUCGCACUUGGCCUGACUGCAAGAUCCCGCCUCAUGUGCUCAAGUUCACGGCCAAGACAUAUGAUGCGUGGUACACGGCCCUGUAUCAACUGGAGAAGGCUGCCAUCAAGCCCGAGAUCGACUCGGUGGCUGUUCGGGAGAGCAACCUGGAUGCUCUGGUUGAGCUUUAUGCUUCGCUUGGGGAGGAAGAUUUGUUUUAUGGCACCUGGCGUAGGCGUUGCCAGUUUGUGGAAAGCAAUGCCGCCUUGUCGUAUGAGCAGCAUGGCAUGUGGGAGAAGGCUCAGCGCAUGUAUGAAAACGCGCAAAUCAAGGCUAGGACAGGUGUCGUGCCGUUUUCGGAGUCGGAGUACAUGCUGUGGGAGGACCAGUGGGUGAUUUGCGCGCAGAAGCUUCAACAGUGGGACGUCCUCCAGGACUUUGCCAAGCACGAGAACUUCCAGGACCUUGUGCUUGAGUGCGCUUGGCGGAGUCAGGAGUAUUGGCAGAACGCCGAGAACAGGGAGGGUCUUGACACGAUAAUUGCGGGUGUCAUGGACGCGCCGACACCAAGACGCACGUUCUUCAGGGCGUUUAUGUCGCUGAUCAAGUUUUACCACAAGCAGGAGAGUUUGCAAGACUUCAACCGUCAUGUCGACGAGGCCAUUCAACUGUCAAUCCGCAAGUGGCAUCAGCUUCCUGAGCGUCUCACGGCUGCGCAUAUCCCGGUUCUGCAAAACUUCCAGCAGCUCGUCGAGCUGCACGAUGCUAGCAUCAUCUGCACGAGCCUUGCCAACACCACCCAGCAGAACCUUGAUGUCAAGUCGGGCGAGCUCAAACUGCUACUCACGACGUGGCGCGAUCGCCUGCCAAAUACAUGGGACGAUAUUGUGGCCUGGCAUGAUCUGGUGACUUGGAGACAGCACAUCUUUGGGCUGAUCAACAACACCUAUCUUCAGCUGGUUCCCGCGCAGGGACAGAAUGCUGGUGGCGCUUCGUAUGCCUACCGUGGAUAUCACGAGACGGCAUGGAUUAUCAACCGCUUUGCUCACGUCGCGCGAAAGCACGCCUUGCCGGAUGUCUGCGUGACUCAACUCACGCGGAUCUACACGCUCCCCAACAUUGAAAUCCAGGAAGCCUUCCUCAAGCUCCGUGAGCAGGCCAAGUGCCAUUAUCAGAACGCCGAUGAGCUUACCAACGGUUUGGACGUGAUCAACAACACCAACCUCAACUACUUCAACACUACACAAAAGGCCGAGUUUUACACUCUCAAGGGCAUGUUCCAGGAGAAGCUUGGCCAGAAGGAGGAGGCCGAUGGCUCCUACGGCACGGCGUUGUACUAUGACAUCACCGCAGCCAAGGCGUGGGCCGAAUGGGGCUACUUCAACGACCGGAAGUUCAAGGACAACCCGGCAGACUUGAGCACGGCGAAGCAGGCUGUGACGAGCUAUCUGCAGGCUGCUUCCAGCUACAAGAACUACAAGUCUCGGAAGCUGGUCGCUCGAAUUCUCUGGCUUCUCAGCCUGGAUGAUGCCAAUGGCACCAUUGCCGGAGGGUUUGAUGAUUUCAAGGGGGAUAUUCACGUCUGGUGGUGGAUCACGUUUGUGCCGCAGCUUCUCAAUGGCAUCUCGCACAAAGAGGCGCCGAGGGUGUUUGCCAUUCUCAUCAAGAUUGCCAAGACGUUCCCUCAGGCACUUUACUUCCAGCUUCGCACCAGCAAGGAAGAUUAUCUUGCCAUCAAGAAGGCGCAGGAGAACAAGGCUCGACAGCGCAGUCAGCAAGCUGCUGCUGCUGCUGCCAACAAGCCUAACGGGUCACCAGCGGUUGCCAAGCAGGAAGCAGGAGCUGCCGGGGCAAAGACUGAGGGAGCUGAUGGGUCGAGACCUGCCACGGCGAACGGCGAUGCCAACCAGGUCAAGACUGAGCCUAAGGAGGCUGGCAAUCCCAACAAUGCUGCUCCUGUGCCGGCUGAGCAGCAAGCAGGUCACAAGAAGCAGCCCUGGGAGCUCACUGAGGAUAUCAUGAGCGUGCUCAAGACUGCGUUCCCUCUGCUGGCUCUGUCGAUGGAGACAAUGGUGGAUAUGAUUCAGAAGCACUUCAAGUGCCCGCCUGAUGAUGAUGCGUACCGCUUGAUUGUGGCCUUGUUCAACGACAGCCUGUCGUAUGUGAGCCGGUCGCCACAGCUGUACGCCAGAGAGGUCAAGCUGCCCCAGGCAACUGAGUCCAACAUUAUCAAAUUUGCGGAGACGAUACUCCCAGCUCACAUCCGAAGCUCCUUCGAGGCCGACUUUGUGAGAGUUAAACCCACCAUGUAUGAGUACAUUCACAAACUGAGGAAGUGGCGCGACAAGUUCGAAGAGAAGCUGGACCGCCGCCAGACACCGCAGCCACUGGAGUCGUUUGCGCAUUACUCUCCGCACCUCAGCGAGUUCCGGUACCAAAAGUUUGACGAUGUCGAGGUCCCGGGACAAUACCUCCAGCACAAGGACAAGAACCAGGACUUCAUCCGGAUCGAGCGGUUCUUGCCCAACGUCGACCUUGUGCGCAACACGGGUUCCACGCACCGCCGUCUCAAGAUUCGUGGCCAUGACGGAAGCAUGCAUGCGUUUAUGGUCCAGCAUCCUGCCCAUCGCCAGUGCCGUCGUGAGGAGCGCGUCUUGCAACUGUUCCGCCAACUCAACCAGACACUAGCCAGCAAGAAGGAGAGCCGUCGCCGCGAUCUGCAGUUCACGUUGCCGUUGAUGAUUCCGAUUGCGCCAACGAUCCGUCUAGUUCAGGAGGACACUUCUUGGAUCUCGCUCCAGGCCAUCUACGAGGACCACUGCCGUCGGAACGGUAUUUCCAAGGACGAGCCCAUCAUGUACACCAUGGAAAAGCUUAGAGCGCUCAUGGACAACAAGGGAGGUGUAAGUUUUUCCCGCUCCGGCCCCCCGGGACAUUCUGGACCAGCCCACCCUAAUCAGGCCCUGACUCCGCAGCAGAAACAAGAGCAGUUGAAUACGGCUCGUCUGGAGGUGAUGCGUGCGAUUCAGGAAAAGUAUGUCGACCACACCAUCACGUUGGAGUACUUCCAGCUGGCCUACCCCGACUUUUCCGAGUUUUGGCUGUUCCGUCGCCGGUUUGCCUACCAGCUGGCGGCGCUGACGUUUAUGACGUACACGCUUCACAUCGACAAGCGAUACCCCAACAAGUUCAACAUUUCCAGAAAGACGGGCAACAUCUGGGGCUCCGAGCUCCUUUCGCAGAUUGCCCAAAACCGACCAAUCUUUUACCACUCGGAGCACGUACCUUUCCGGCUGACACCCAACAUGCAGACGUUGAUGGGCCCCCUGGCGACGGAGGGGAUCUUUGCCGCGUCCAUCAUGGCGAUUGCGCGGUGCCUGACGGAGCCGCAGUUCCAGCUGGAGCAUGCCCUGACGCUGUAUGUGAGGGACGAGAUGAUGUUUUGGUUCACGUCUAACAGGACGACGGGCCUGACGGAGACUCAGCUGCGGGAGACGGUGCAGGCGAACUGCGAUAUUGUGGUCAAGAAGGCGGUUUCGUUGGCGCAGGCUCCGGCGGCGAACCUGCCGGCGCAUCAGACGGUUAUUGACUUGAUUAGCAAGGCGGUUAAUCCGGUUAGUUUGGCGGUUACGCUGGAUCCGUUGUGGAUGCCUUGGUUGUAA
Podospora pseudopauciseta is the source of this 11688-nucleotide messenger RNA. RefSeq names its product transcription-associated protein 1 (gene TRA1). Gene Ontology annotation, biological process: DNA repair; regulation of DNA-templated transcription. Bases 1 to 11688 code for a protein of 3895 amino acids. Gene Ontology annotation, cellular component: nucleus; NuA4 histone acetyltransferase complex; SAGA complex. NCBI's taxonomy places the organism in Eukaryota, Fungi, Ascomycota, Sordariomycetes, Sordariales, Podosporaceae. The transcript is spliced from 2 exons. Gene Ontology annotation, molecular function: protein binding. The record is from RefSeq and is a predicted model, not a curated record.